AUGGGUUCGUCCAAAAGAUCACCCAACAGAAUUUUUGUCCUUCUUGGUGGUGUACUGAACUUCAUCGGUCUGGGAUACUACUCCACCGUCAGUUCAUUCAUUCCCACAAUUACGAUUUACUUGAUGAGGCAUAACUUUGGAGAAAAUUCAGUUAACGCCAAUUGGUUUCCAACUCUUAUUUUGCUUACAUCAGCUGCCAUUAUGCCGCUGGCAGGAAUAUUGGAGCGUCGAACAAUAUUCAAGGUUCCACUGCUCUUGUCGGCAUUGUUUUGCUCGCUUGGAAUUUUGCUAUCGCAUUUGAGUGUCAAAUCAGGAUACGCCUUCUUUACACUCACCUACUGUGUGAUGUAUGGUAUCGGCUUCGGUUUGAAUUUCCCCAUCACACCCUCAGUGGUUAUUGAGUGGUUUCCCAACCACCAAUGCUUGGCAUGCGGCUCAGUCUUCUCCGGUUUUGGCGUGGGGUCCAUCUUCUUUUCUCAACUUCAAGCUUAUAUCGUUAAACCUCAUGGAUGUAAUUUCAAAUCUGUGUAA
Rodentolepis nana is the source of this 531-nucleotide messenger RNA. Lineage: Eukaryota; Metazoa; Platyhelminthes; Cestoda; Cyclophyllidea; Hymenolepididae. The record is from the annotation of a GenBank genome assembly.